Messenger RNA from Lactuca virosa, 465 nucleotides. The record is from the annotation of a GenBank genome assembly. NCBI's taxonomy places the organism in Eukaryota, Viridiplantae, Streptophyta, Magnoliopsida, Asterales, Asteraceae.
AUGAAACCAUGUUCUAUGGCUUUGGGCAGUGAUUUUGAGUAUAGCUUCGACACAGUGUAUCUAGUCCUCUUGGUGAUUUGCCCUUCAAGUCGUGUCACAUAUAUUUUGGAUUCUCUCAUGAAGCCUAAGAAAAAUCCUCUCGACACCUGCUACCUGCUCAAACUUUUGGACAUGGCUUUUGCGAGGUAUGAAAAAACACAUCAACUCCAAUUGUAUGGAUGUUCGCUGAGUUGGCGUAUCCGAGAGUCAGCUGAGUGGGCACUAUGUAAUGAAAUAAAUGUUUGAUUUUGUAAUGACCAGGCAAUAUGGAUUCCCGAAUAGAUGAGAAUGGAGGACGGCUUCUACACUUGAUUAUGUGACAAUUAUACUUCAAGUUUUAUGUAGUAAGAUAUGAUCAAAUCAAGUUGUUUUUUGUGACAGGCAAACACGUUUAUAUUAAUGGCAAUAAUGAUUGGUUAUUUAGCA